Molecule: messenger RNA, 516 nt
Organism: Entamoeba nuttalli P19
Lineage: Eukaryota; Evosea; Mastigamoebida; Endamoebidae
Product: LIM zinc finger domain containing protein
Exons: 1
Coding region: 1-516 (171 amino acids)
Cellular component (GO): nucleus; Z disc
Molecular function (GO): transcription coregulator activity
Source: RefSeq, a predicted model, not a curated record
AUGCCAUUCUGUAGUUCUUGCGGAACAAAAUUAAAUGAUGGUGCUAAAUUUUGUCCAAAUUGUGGUGCUAAAGUUUCAAUAACAGAAACAACAACACCAAAAUUCCAAGAAAUUAAAGAAGUAAAAAUUGAAGAAAAAGCAGCACCAGUUGAAAUGAAAAAGACAGUAGCAGAAGAACACACUAUUUCUACUGCAACUACAGAAGCACCAAAACAAUCGUUUACAGAAAAUGUUACAAUUAAAGUUUGUCAUGGAUGUGGUAAGCCAUUUGAAUUAACACAAGCCAAAGAAAUAUUUGGACAUAUAUAUCAUAAUGAAUGUUUUAAAUGUCAUAUUUGUGGUCAAAAACUUUUUAGUUUUGCUAAAUUUUACAAUGAUAAUGGAGAAAUAAUGUGUCAUCCAUGUAUGUUAAAGAGAGUCCCAAAAUGUGCUAAAUGUGGAAAACCAUUAGUUGGUAAUUUUGUUACUUGUGGAGGAAGAAAUUGGCAUAAAGAAUGUGUCCCAGAAAAUCUCUAA